Prunus armeniaca (apricot) is the source of this 435-nucleotide messenger RNA. The record is from the annotation of a GenBank genome assembly. Lineage: Eukaryota; Viridiplantae; Streptophyta; Magnoliopsida; Rosales; Rosaceae.
AUGGAGCAGCAGCUGCAGCCACCGCCCAUGGCAGUGACCCAGCAAGCCUACACGACCCAUUCGGGUCACGGGUCGGUGGGACCUGUGAUUGCAGUGGUUGCAGUGAUCACCAUCCUCGGAGUCAUAGCCGGCAUGAUUGGUAGGCUCUGCUCGGGUCGUCGGAUCAUGGGUCAUGGACGGUACUAUGACUUCGAAGCAUGGGUCGAGACAAAAUGCUCAUCGUGUCUAGAUGGCAGACUCGACCCUCCUCCGCCGCCUCUGGCUGCCGUCCCCGGUGAGAAUGUUCUGGCGGCCCAGGCAGCAGACACAUCACCAGAAAUAAAGGAAGAAGAAGUGCAACAACAACAGCAGCAGCAACAACAACAUCAACAGCAGCAACAACAACAACAACAGCAACAUCAACAUCAACAACAACAACAACAUCAAGAGGAAUAA